AUGAAAACCGAGGAGUUUCGGUAUCUCGCAUGCUUGACAGCUAUCUUGCACUUUAGUACAUGCACCAACACAGACUACUCACGACCCUUGGGAUUGGUAGAUGCGCGUCACGCGAUCUUCUCCACCUCUGCUAUAGGAUGUACAACAGUAGACAUCACACUACUCCGUACUCCGUACAGACAUUGUACAUAUCAUAUACCUGUGCCUCCUGUGUUGUACAAUGUACACUUUAUACUUUACACUUUGCCGGUGGAGUCACCUCGGAGUUCAUUCCCUGCAUGCUACCACGAUCUAAGGAUCUAUGAACCUCAAUUUGGACCCAUGGUCCUUGCAGCGAAAGUGAAUCCUGAUUCUGUGCCGUGUCCGCCACUGCGCUAA
Messenger RNA from Penicillium expansum, 378 nucleotides. RefSeq lists its product as uncharacterized. Lineage: Eukaryota; Fungi; Ascomycota; Eurotiomycetes; Eurotiales; Aspergillaceae. The transcript has a single exon. Bases 1 to 378 code for a protein of 125 amino acids. The record is from RefSeq and is a predicted model, not a curated record.